This is a messenger RNA of Juglans microcarpa x Juglans regia, 821 nucleotides long. Its product is annotated as chaperone protein dnaJ 11, chloroplastic-like. The coding region runs from base 80 to 583 and encodes 167 amino acids. Lineage: Eukaryota; Viridiplantae; Streptophyta; Magnoliopsida; Fagales; Juglandaceae. The record is from RefSeq and is a predicted model, not a curated record. The transcript has a single exon.
CCGUCUUCCACUCCCUUUCUAUCUACACGGAUAAGCAUAAACCCACUGCACUUCAGCAAACUGCUUCCAAAUCUUAACGAUGUUAUCCGCAUCCUCAUCCUUAAGCUCCUCCUCCCAUUUCUUCGGUCCAAAAGUCUCCGUAAUAGACUGCCAACGUUCGUUCCCAAAAUCCCUCAAGUUCCGUGCCUCUCGUAUCUCCGCCUCUUGCACCGCAACCGCCGAGAGGACCGGGUCCCACGUCACCUCUUCGGCGUCACUUUACGAGGUCCUCGGGAUUCACAUGGGUGCCUCCUGUCAGGAGAUCAAAGCAGCUUACAGAAGAUUAGCGAGAGUGGUACACCCCGACGUUUCAAGUAACGGUCAAAGAGGUGGUCAGACUUCUGCGGGCGAGUUCAUCAAGGUCCAUGAAGCGUAUACGACGCUGUCGGAUCCGGAGAGACGCGCCGAUUACGAUCGCGUGCUUUACGGCCGUCGGCGGCGGACGGCGAGUUAUUCUACGGUAAUGGCAACGCGUGCGGCUACGAUGGAUUCCCAAUUUUCUGGAUAUUCACGACGGAGAUGGGAGACCGAUCAAUGCUGGUAGCCCCAAAAGAAAGCAGGAAGAUUCAUUAGGUUAAAAUUAGAGAUGGAGAUGAUCUUAAUUAGGACUUGAAGAAUGACACUGAGGGUAUUUAAGGGAUAUUGUGGCAGAAUUGAGAGCUCAAGCCUGACACAAUUUUAGCAAGUCGAUGUUACAGUGUAUAAAUGUAACAUGAAUCCUUUGUAAGUGUGAACAGGCGCCUUUUAAUAGCCUGAUUAAUAUAUGAAAUUCUGCAUUUUAC